Molecule: messenger RNA, 561 nt
Organism: Cladocopium goreaui
Lineage: Eukaryota; Dinophyceae; Suessiales; Symbiodiniaceae
Source: the annotation of a GenBank genome assembly
AUGGAGGCAGAGGUACAAGAUGAUUCUGGGUCACGACGCAGGUCAUCAUCGGAGCCGCCUCCAACGCUCACGUGCUUCAGCGAGUUUGUUACGGGCGAGGAGACUCCGCUGGGAGAAGGCCAAAGCAAUUCCGUUGAAGAACUUGUAAAGAAGGACAUGGAAGACACCUCCAUGCAAAAGAGCAUGGCCUGGCAACAGGUUGGAUGGAAUGCCGAGCAACAGGUGAUAGGUCCAGGUGGACCAUCCUUGCCACAAGAUCCAUUCAGUUCCAUCGAUUCAGCUGCGCUGCCUGAAGUUUUGCCACAUUCUGCUGUCGAGGCUGUCGCGGAUCCGCCACAUGCUACAGAUACGGUGAUGCAGACCCUUCACGCUCAAGGCCGAUGCGCCCCAUGCCUUUUCUACACGCGGAAGAAGGAUGGUUGCCGCAAAGGUGAUGACUGUGAGCAUUGCCACAUUUGCAGCAAACAGGAGGCCAAACGUCGUCGAAACAAAAAUCAAUGUGAAGCUCGAAAGCUGAAAAAAGCUCAAAGGUUGGAGGAGGCGGAUGAGAUGGAUGAGUAG